AUGAAAGGCCAGAACCCCCAGACCACCACCAGAACGUUGCAACAGCAACACACCACCCCCACAACCACAUCAUACCCUCAACACCUACCACAACAAAACCCACCCACACAACAACAACACCCACAACAAACAUCACAUCCUCAGCAACCAACGGAAUACAACCCACCUCCACUACAGCAACAACAACCACAGCAACACAGACACCAAGAACCCAGUAUAGGCAGCAGAAACCCCCACCAAUCAGAGACGCAAUCCACCUACACAACAACCACAACAAGACCAACAACGGGGAACACAUACCACAGAGACCCCAGACAGACGCAAAACCAAGACACAAGCAGCACACCCACACCUGCCUCAAACCCCAUGUCCUUCUACUCCACAUCAACUCGGAAAACCAAAACCCCUACUUCCCACCCCACCCAAUCACAUGAACACACCCCCACCCCCAACUCCACCCGUGACGGUAGUACCAGUGCCGAAAGUCAGCACAACACCGUAGAGCAGUCACCAGAAAACCCACCUACCGCCUCAGUAAAGACGACUUUAGGAGGGAAUAGAGAAAAUUGUGAGGUUGAAGAUGUGUCUACAGGUUUUGAGGAACUUUCGGAGGAUGAGGAUAUCCCCUCAGAAUUUCCCUUGUAUUUUGAGGUAAAUUACAUCGGAGUCAUCAGAGGAAGGGGUGGAAAUCGCAGAAGAGCUAGUCCAUCAUUUCCAAUUUCCCACUGGAAUAUGAACCUAAGAACUCAACGGUCUAUGCCUCGAACAAACAACAGUCUCGAAGGAUUUCAUAGUGCUCUAUCAAAUAAUGCUCAACAACCUCACCAUAACCUAUGGAAACUCAUGGAUCGUCUCAUGAAGGAGGAAGUUUUGUCCCAAACAAAAGUGCUUCACUGGAAAGAGGAGAUGAGAGAUCUACUACCAAUAAGUAUAAGAACAUAA
Molecule: messenger RNA, 942 nt
Organism: Macrobrachium nipponense
Lineage: Eukaryota; Metazoa; Arthropoda; Malacostraca; Decapoda; Palaemonidae
Product: activating signal cointegrator 1 complex subunit 2 homolog
Exons: 2
Coding region: 1-942 (313 amino acids)
Source: RefSeq, a predicted model, not a curated record